Molecule: messenger RNA, 3788 nt
Organism: Dunckerocampus dactyliophorus (ringed pipefish)
Lineage: Eukaryota; Metazoa; Chordata; Actinopteri; Syngnathiformes; Syngnathidae
Gene: nmt2
Product: N-myristoyltransferase 2
Exons: 12
Coding region: 445-1923 (492 amino acids)
Biological process (GO): N-terminal peptidyl-glycine N-myristoylation
Cellular component (GO): cytoplasm
Molecular function (GO): glycylpeptide N-tetradecanoyltransferase activity
Source: RefSeq, a predicted model, not a curated record
CGUUUCCUUGUCACGAGGAACAAAUGUGAUGUUUUGGUGUAGGUUUUCCGUUUGAGGCUAAUAUAAGGAACAUAGAUGAAAAUGCUUUAAAAAUGAAUAUCCUCUAACAAAUUUCACCCACAUUCAUCCAACACAGCCAGCAACAAAAUGGCUUGGAAAUACGAAACUCAGCAAAACGUCUUACGGGUUAAGAAUAUAAGUAUUGUAGUUUGCAUCUGUGUACAACUGCACCAAAACCAUGUAAUCCAAUCGGGCAAGUGUACCUAAUGGUGUGUCCAGCAUGUUACCACAUGAGAUGAGUCCCGACCAGGUCUGGCUUUGCAGUACAUCCAUUGGCCUCUAGGUGGUGCUGUUUCCUCCUAGUCGGCUUCUCUUUGUUUUUCCGCCUGUCACCCCUAGCCGCGAGCUCUAUCAGACGGCGCUUGGCCAUUUUUAAACGUUUUAAUGAUGGCGGAGGACAGCGAAUCCGCUGCCAGCCAACAAAGCUUGGAGCUGGACGACCAGGACACCUGCGGAAUAGACGGGGACAACGAGGAGGAGAAUGAGAAUACGCAAGGUAGUCCAUGUGGAGAUUUGGGGGCCAAGAGGAAGAAGAAGAAGCAGAAGAGGAAGAAAGAGAAACCUAGCUCUGGAGGAGCCAAGUCAGACUCUGCUUCUGAUUCUCAGGAAAUCAAGAAUCCUGGUUUGCCCAUCCAGAAGCUUCAGGACAUCCAAAGAGCCAUGGAGUUGCUGUCCUGUCAGGGCCCAGCUAAGAGCAUUGAUGAGGCAGCGAAGCACAAGUACCAGUUUUGGGACACGCAGCCAGUGCCCAAGUUAAAUGAGGUCGUGACGAGCCACGGCCCAAUCGAAGCUGACAAGGAGAAUAUUAGACAGGAGCCCUAUUCCUUACCUCAAGGCUUCAUGUGGGACACUCUGGAUCUCAGCAAUGCGGAUGUCCUGAAGGAACUGUACACGUUGUUAAAUGAGAACUACGUGGAGGACGACGAUAACAUGUUUAGAUUUGAUUAUUCACCAAACUUCCUCAAAUGGGCUUUACGUCCACCUGGUUGGUUACCUCAGUGGCACUGUGGGGUGCGAGUUUCUUCAAAUAAGAAGCUCGUUGGCUUCAUCAGUGCCAUUCCUGCAGAAAUACGCAUUUAUGACACGUUGAAGAGGAUGGUCGAAAUCAACUUUCUGUGUGUCCACAAGAAGCUGCGUUCAAAGCGAGUAGCGCCGGUACUCAUCAGAGAGAUAACGCGGCGGGUCAACCUUGAAGGAAUAUUUCAGGCGGUGUACACAGCGGGAGUCGUGCUACCUAAACCUGUGUCCACGUGCAGAUACUGGCAUCGCUCUUUGAACCCGAGAAAGCUUGUGGAGGUGAAAUUCUCCCACCUGAGCAGAAACAUGACCCUGCAAAGAACAAUGAAACUCUACAGACUACCAGAUAGCAUCAAAACUGCUGGGUUGCGGCCGAUGGAGAGGCAUGACAUCCGGCAGGUGACUGAGCUUCUGCAGAAGUACUUGAGACGUUUCCAGCUGGCGCCUUCGAUGAGCGAAGAGGAAGUGGCUCACUGGUUCCUACCACAGGAAAACAUCAUCGACACAUAUGUUGUAGAGGGUGCCGGUGGCGUCCUGACAGACUUUGCUAGUUUCUACACUCUGCCCUCCACCGUGAUGCAUCACCCCCUCCAUCGAAGCUUGAAGGCUGCAUACUCCUUUUACAAUGUUCACACACAAACGCCGCUACUGGACUUAAUGAAUGAUGCCCUCAUCCUCGCCAAACUGAAAGGCUUUGACGUCUUCAACGCUUUGGAUCUAAUGGAGAAUAAAGUCUUUCUGGAUAAGCUGAAAUUUGGUAUAGGUGAUGGAAAUCUGCAGUAUUACCUCUAUAACUGGAAGUGUCCCCCAAUGGACCCUGAUAAGGUCGGCCUCGUCCUUCAGUAGCCUGUGCCUUUGGGGCUGCUACACAAAAACACACACACACACACACACAAUGAGGAUGUUGACACAACCUCUGGCAGUUGUGACCCUGCACACACACACACACACACACACACACAGCUCAUCCAAGCAAGACUUUGAGAACGACAACCAACCUUGGUACUGGGUAGCCUUUGAAGCAAGGUUUCCUGGCACAUUUUUCUGGAGGGGGGGAACUGUUACAUCAACAUUCUGAAUGUGAACAUCAUGUUAUGCCUGAGAUGCUCCAAAACAGCUUGACUUUUGAAAGGAAGCAGUGUGGCAUGCACGAAGGAGUAUGCCUUUUGGUAGAGUAUGUCAAUCAAAACCAGUAAGUAUACAUGCGGUAUGUAAUUAUCUACUUUUCUAUUUUUGUUUAGCUUCUUGUAAAGAAGUUAUGUUGUCCCUGAAUACUACUGCACUUGAGCGGUGGAAAUGUUCUUAUUGCAAUGGCUGCUUGUGCAGUAUAUAUUAUUUCUUUGCUGGGUAUGUUGAAUUUUAUUAUGUUCUGGGUACAAUUAGACAUGAUGAGUAGUUUCAGGGAUGAUUUGUACCCGCUUGUCCAUUCAUGAAACCAACUGGUGCAUUGUCCUUUAUAUUUUAGAGAAAAAAGGUCAGAUGCCAUGAAACACUCAGUUUGAGACUUGUUUUGAUGAAGAAUGUAUUAAAUCAAUGAAGCACAAUUUUUGGGUUCCUUAAAAAAAAAAGGUCCUCAAGGUGGCCCCGUAUUUGAAAAGCCGCUACGGUACUUUUGAAGUGUGAAAGUGCGCUGCGACCGUGUUACAAUGCUGUGUCUUCCUUUUGUGGUUUGAGACAGUGUUUAGUCAGUUCCCUGCAGAGAAAAGAGCAUUUACUUCAUCAUUCCGAGAAUAAGCUGCCCCAGCAUGGCUGCAACGCUGGUUGAGAGCAUUUGUUUGUCGUUUUUCUAUUGCUCUUAUGAUUCCCUGUUCAAUGAUUCCUUACAGAUAGAAUUACUGAAAGUGUCUGGGGAAUGAUGCAUGCCUUCAGUGCUGCAGAGGUUUGAUAUUUGGGCUGUUUUUCCUGUCGUCGCAUUCAGGUCCCCUUUUAUUCAUUCUAGUUUCUUGUCAUACUGUGUCUUGUGUGUCUAAAAAAAAAAGUCUACUGUAGUUUUUUUUUCUUUGUGUCGUGCAGUUAAAUGCAUGGGAAAAGUUCUGAUAUUUCAAAUUACAAAUUCACCUUUAAAAAUCCAAACAGGCAACCAGAAAACUGUGAAAUUUCAUUUUAAAACACUCAUAUUUGAGAUGAUUUAUGUUAAAAAUGUGUGUUCAUGCUGCACCACUUAAGCUAAUGCUGUGUGCCUCCCUUUAUAAAGAAAAAAAAGCACAGUCUGCUUGUUUUUUUUUUAGGUUAAGUGAGCUGGAUUCAGCAACAAAGGUGAACUUUACCACUGACUGGUUGUGUCUCGAACAUUUUGCCUGCAUUUGUGUGAAUGUUGCGCAUGUUGCUGCUGUGAUUGUAGUCUCGAUGUUACUAGCUAUGCCCUUUAGUGACGACUCAACCCCCCCAAUACCUGCCUUAUUUGGAAGAUUUUUUUUCAGACUUUUGAGGCUUCGCCGGAAUGAAGGGGCGGGGUGUACUUUGGAGACGAAACAUACAGCUUUGUUAAACUGAAGAACAAUAUUUUUAUUCAAGUCCAUUGUAAGAUGCGAGAAAGAUUAAAGAACUUGUACCAGCAUCAUUUAGACCACAUGAGCCCAUGCAAAUGUCAAUCUGUUUCAACACACGCCGCCUAUACCAGCAUGGAUAUUUGAAUAAAUUCACUUCACAAAAUCAACAAGGAGCAUUUUUACAUUUAUUGUCCGUCACAGAAAAGCUAUGGUGUUGCUUGG